AAAAUCACCAAACACACGCAGCCACCGACCGACCGAUCGAAGGACCCCUCCUCCGCCGACGUAAGCAGCGGGGGGCUCCCAGAUCUCGCCGGCGGCGGCUGCGGCGGCGGCGGAGGCGGAGGCGGAGGGGGAAGGGGGGAGAUGGCGCUGAACAUGAAGACGCUGACGCAGGCGCUGGCGAAGGCGUCGGCGGUGAUCGAGAAGACGGUGACGACGACGGUGCAGGAGGUGACGGGGCCGCGGCCGCUGCAGGACUUCGAGCUGCUCGAGCAGGCCGGGUCGGGGGGCCCCGGCCUCGCAUGGCGGAUCUACACGGCGCGGCCGCGGGAGGGGGCGCCGUCCGCGCCCUACCCGGUGGUCUCCGUCUGGGUGCUCGACAAGCGGGCGCUCGCCGAGGCGCGGGCGCGGGCGGGGCUCACCAAGGCCGCCGAGGACGCCUUCCUCGACCUCGCCCGCGCCGACGCCGCGCGGCUCGUGCGCCUCCGGCACCCCGGGGUGCUCCACGUCGUCCAGGCGCUGGACGAGACCAAGGCCGCCAUGGCCAUGGCCACCGAGCCGGUGUUCGCGUCCGUCGCCAACGCGCUCGGCUGCCUCGACAACGUCGGCAAGGUGCCCAAGGAGCUCAAGGGCAUGGAAAUGGGGCUACUGGAGGUUAAACACGGGUUGCUACAAGUCUCAGAGACACUAGACUUUCUUCAUAACAAUGCCCAUCUUGCCCAUCGAGCUAUAUCACCCGAGACGGUCUUUAUAACUUUGAAUGGAUCUUGGAAACUUGGUGGGUUUGGUUUUGCUCUUUCUGUUGACCAAGCCACAGGCAGUUUGACAUCAACACAGCAAUUCCACUAUUCGGACUAUGAUGUUGAGGAUACAGCUUUACCUCUUCAACCAUCUCUGAAUUAUACUGCACCAGAAUUGGUCCGAAGUGGAGAUUCUAAAGUUGGCUCGGCUUGUGACAUAUUUAGUUUUGGAUGUCUAGCUUAUCACCUGGUUGCUCGUAGACCACUUCUGGAUUGCCAUAACAAUGUGAAAAUGUAUAUGAAUUCCUUGACGUAUUUAACAAGUGAAGCCUUUUCUAAUAUUCCUGCUGAUUUAGUGGUGGAUUUGCAAAGGAUGCUAUCAGUUGAUGUAGCAUCACGCCCUAGUGCUAUGGCGUUCACAGGCUCUUCCUUCUUCCGGAAUGAUACGCGGUUGCGUGCUCUUCGUUUCCUUGACCAUUUGCUUGAGAGAGACAAUAUGCAGAAGACGGAGUUUCUGAAGGCAUUAUCGGAUAUGUGGAAGGACUUCGAUUCCCGAGUUCUUCGGUAUAAAGUUCUUCCACCUCUCUGUGCUGAGUUACGCAACAUGGUCAUGCAGCCAAUGAUUUUGCCCAUGGUUCUAACAAUAGCGGAAUCUCAGGACAAAGGUGAUUUUGAGCUUUCAACACUGCCGGCCCUUGUUCCGGUAUUUACUUCAGCGUCAGGUGAAACACUUCUUUUGCUCGUGAAGCAUGCGGAUCUUAUUAUUCACAAGGCCACACAAGAGCAUUUGAUAUCACAUGUCCUUCCUAUGCUGGUACGGGCUUAUGAUGACACUGAUCCCCGACUACAGGAAGAAGUACUGCGACGGACAGUGCCAUUGUCUCGUCAGCUUGACGUGAAGCUACUGAAACAGUCUGUUCUGCCACGCGUACAUGGAUUAGCCUUAAAGACUACAGUUGCUGCGGUGCGUGUAAAUGCCUUGCGCUGUUUAGGGGAUCUUGUUCCAUCUUUGGAUAAAGAAGGCAUACUGGAGAUCUUGCAAACUCUUCGGCGUUGUACAGCUGUUGACCACACCGCACCAACACUUAUGUGCACCCUUGGAGUGGCUAAUGCAAUUUUUAAACAGUGUGGUGUUGAGUUUGCUGCGGAGUACGUGAUUCCUCUCGUCUUCCCACUGCUCACAGCACAUCAACUGAAUGUACAGCAAUUUGCUAAGUACAUACUAUUUGUCAAGGAUAUCACAAGCAAGAUUGAGGAGAAGCGUGGUGUGACUGUUACAGAUAAUGGGAAUACAGAGGUAAAAGUAUCACCCUCAUUGGCUAAUGGGAUUCAUUCUGAGCCAUUGUCACGAGGUGUGGGACAAACUGAACAGAUACAAACUGCAAAGGGUGCUGCAUGGGAUGAGGACUGGGGCCCUACUAAGAAAGCAAGCACUCCAUCACAGUCAUCUGAUUCCAAUGCACGGAUGAAGCAACCAUCAGACCCUUUUGAUUUCAGCACUCAAACAAAGCAACCCUCGGCACUUCCUUUUGAUUUCAGUACUCAACAACCUAAGCCAUCAUCUGCAAUCCCGCAAGUGACACCAGCUACAAUUUCGCCUGCACCAUCACUUCCAUCACUGCAAUCUCUUGCACCAAGCUCUGGACCCCAAACUUCUGGUUCAUGUGUUCCUGUUGACAUUGAGUGGCCUCCUAGAAAAAACACAUCGUCUGACUUUAAUGCACCAUUAUCUGUUAGUGAGCAAAGUAAAUCUGGAGGGCUAUCUAGUGAUGGUCUUGCUGAUAUUGAUCCUUUUGCCGACUGGCCCCCAAAAGCAAGCAGUGGUGCCAGCAUUUUAGCUGUUGGACACCUGUCAAGCACAAGCCAAAGUAUUUCUGGACUAAGUACAGGAAAUAUUGGGUUCAGUGGCAACAGUGGUUCUCUGGGACAAAUGAAAACCAACCAAAUGAGCUGGUCAGCGAAACCGAACACUACUAAUUUAAUGGCCGUGAACUCAACAGGCAAUUACUUGAAUCAGGGCAACUCAGCUCUUGGAUUUGGAAAUCCAAUUGGAGGACGGAGUACAGGGUCAUUGUCAAGCAGCACAACACAGGGUCCACCCAGGCUUGCUCCUCCUCCAUCUGCUUCUGUUGGAAGAGGGCGUGGUAGAAAUCAAGGGCAAUCGGCACUUUCACGAGCAUCACGUACUCCUCAUUCCAAUGUUUCAUCAGAGCAGCCACCUAUUCUAGAUUUACUGUAGCAAUUGAGGGCCCUCUAUCUUCGUUUUGCAAAUGUUGAAGUUCCUAUAUGGUGAGCAUCAUGCCUUUUUUCUUCCCAACCUGCUUGCGGCAGUAGUGUAUUUACAUGUCAGUUUUGCAAACUGGAUGGUCUGAGACUGAGGCCCCCAAAUGAAGCUGCUUCAGAGCCUUCCAGAGGUUACAGAAUGUUCCCUUUCUCAGGAGUCAGGAUGUCUUCUUCCACACUUGGUCCUAGUUGGACAGGCGAAACAGGAGAAAUUCUAUUUGUGUAUAAUAUAUUUGUUCAGACGGCUGUAGAUUGUAGAGUUCAUGAAUACAGUCAACAUGUUUGUUGGGAUGUUUUGAAUGCCCAGAAUGUGCCACCACUCCACCAGGUUUAAUGGGCCUCGUGCAAAUGGACCCAAGGCGAUUUACUCAGAUA
Oryza sativa Japonica Group (Japanese rice) is the source of this 3395-nucleotide messenger RNA. RefSeq names its product SCY1-like protein 2 A. The record is from RefSeq and is a predicted model, not a curated record. Lineage: Eukaryota; Viridiplantae; Streptophyta; Magnoliopsida; Poales; Poaceae. Gene Ontology annotation, biological process: protein phosphorylation. Gene Ontology annotation, molecular function: protein kinase activity; ATP binding.